Messenger RNA from Ascoidea rubescens DSM 1968, 1263 nucleotides. RefSeq lists its product as uncharacterized. The coding region runs from base 181 to 1041 and encodes 286 amino acids. The transcript has a single exon. The record is from RefSeq and is a predicted model, not a curated record. Lineage: Eukaryota; Fungi; Ascomycota; Saccharomycetes; Ascoideales; Ascoideaceae.
UACGCAGUUACAUAUAUUCUUCUAUUUCCCAGUCCCUUUUUGUUAUCUCUUCACCUCGUUGUUUUUGGCCUGAGUUUCAAGAUUGUUUGCUCUUAUUCCCUAUCCCUUUUCUGUGCUGUUUUAGGGGCUUUCCAAUUCUUUCUCCAGCUCUCUCUUCCUUCAUUCAAUUUGCUUCUGAAAAUGUCAAAGUUUAAAUCACUAAUAAAAUACUCUGCUUUUGUGAUAGGUGUUCCCUUAUCCGUCUAUUCAUACAAUUUAAAUUCAAAAUACGACAACUUUCCAAUAUAUAUCUUGCCCAAUGAUAUGCUAAUCCAGUCAGUUAUAUCAGACUACAAAAAAAAGAAAUCUCUAAGUGACAAAUACAUUGCCUAUUGCGACACCUUUAUAAGUGAGGAAAUCAACCUAUCCUCUAAUCUAAUUGAUUUAUUCAAAAAUGAGAAAACCUUGAACGACCACAUUUUAUUGAAGUUUUUCAACACAAAUUUAUUCAAAGCCGAAGUCAGUUUGAUUGGCAAUUCUAAAAACUUGAAAAAACCUAUAGACCUAGCAAAUACCCCUCCUCGCUCAAAUAUCGUUUAUAACGAUCCCUACAACGAAACUGAAAACAAUAUUGCAAACAUUCUUAAACUCAUCAAAUCUUCUUCCAACUCAAAUCUAUUGCAAUGGGAAAUAUAUCCUCCCUCUUUAGUCUCUUUCUUUGAAAAAAUCGCCAAAUAUGGCUACCCCUGGAGAUUGAUGAACGGUGGUUACCAUGAAGUAUACAUACACUUUAUACCCAACAAAAAUACCAACAAUGAAAAUGGAAAAUUCAAAAUUUAUUUCACUUGUGCUCAUGAAUAUAACAAGUUCAAUCACGAUGGCAAAAUAUUACCCAAAUUCACAAUGUGGUUGCAUCGUUUUUACGCCAAACUUUUACUAGACCAAGCUGUUCGUGAUAUUAAAAACGAAUUUACCAGUUUUGAUGUCUCUACCAAAAACUUCAAAAACUUAAAUCUACCCAAUAACAAUAACUCCACUGACAAUAUUAAUAACAAUUUAUGAAUCUUCUAAUCGUUCCUCAAUCACUCAUUAAGCUCUUCAGCUUAAUCUUAGUUUUACUAUAUAUUCUUUUCUCCGUUUUUUAAUUUUUUGUCUAUUCAUUUUUUUUUUUGUUUUCUUUUAUACAAUAUUCACUCAACACUCCUCUUUUUCAAAUUCAAUAAUUUACCUAUACUCUUUGCUUACCGCAUUGCACCACCAAACAUCACAUAAAAGCGCGUUAAU